GCCGCCGUAAAGCGAACCCGGAAGUCGCGCGGCCCUGGCGGCGGUGCUGGCUGCCCAGGAACCGGCUGGAGUUGACGGCCCGCUAUGGGGGGACCCUGCCGCCCCGCCCUGGUUCGGUGUGGCCGGUCCUCGCUGCUAUGGCCGUCGCCGCUGCUGCUGCUGCUGGUGACGGCCGGGGCGUUGCUGAAGCCCGGCCGAGCCUUGCAGAAUGUCACCUCGCAGCUCUUCGGGGCCGAGGCUUUCGGGACGCUGGCCGCCUUCGGGGACUUCAACUCCGACAAGCAGACCGACCUCUUCGUGCUGAGGAGAGAGAGUGAAUUAAAUAUCUUCCUUGCGGACCAAAAUGAGCCCUACUUUAAGCCUAAAGUCAAAUUACUAUUAAGGGAUGUUGUGAUAACCAGUGUAGUUCCUGGUGAUUACGACGGUGACUCACAAAUGGAUGUCCUUUUGACAACUCGUCCAAAAAACCAGCCUAAUGCUGACCUAUCAGUCUGGAUUUUCUGGGGAAAUAAUCAAACUUUAGAUAUAAAUCGUAAAUUUGUAGCAAAUAAGACAUUUUAUGAUGAACCAUUAAUCAUGGAUUUCAAUGGUGAUUUAAUUCCUGACAUCUUUGGCGUUACCAGUGAAUCGAAAAGGCCAGAAAUACUGAUUGGCAGGAAUUUAACGUGGCACCAAAUGCCGGAUGCAGAACAUGCAGUGUUUAAGCCUCAUUCCCAUGCAUUCAUCGAUAUGAAUCAGGAUUUCACAGCAGAUUUGUUCCUGACAACGUUGUCCAAAGCUGGAGAACCUCAGUUUGAGAUAUGGGUGAAUCAGGAUGGAGAUUUUGCCAAACCUCAACACAUAAAGGAAAAACCAAAGGAUGCGGUUGUUAUAGGACAAUCAGUAUUUGCUGAUUUUGAUGGCGACGGGCAGACCGAACAUUUGCUGCCAGCUUGUGCAGAUACAGCUUGUCAAAAAAGUGUCAUCUACCUAUCUAAACUGGGACUGGAUGAGUGGUUUCCAGUGUUGCAGAAUUUCUCCGAUGGCGUAAAUGUAUGGGGUUUUGUUCCACAUAGCAAUGAUCCAACCACAGAUGAAAUUUCCUUUCCAAUCACUCUUCAUAUUGGAGAUUAUAACAUGGAUGGCUAUCCGGAUGCCCUUGCUAUACUGAAAAACACGUCAGGAAGCAACCAACAGGCCUUCCUGUUAGAGAAUGAAGAGUGUAGGAACGCAAGCUGCAAGGGUGCACGCCGGUCAUUUAAGGUUCAUUGGGCGCUGUCCGAUCUAAAUCAAAUCAAGGAUGCUGCGGUGGCCACCUUCUUUGACAUUUACGAAGAUGGAAUCUUGGAUAUAAUUGUCCUCAGCAAGAAUUCUCCUAAAAAAGAGCUUGCUAUCCACGCAUUAAAAAAUAACUUUGAAGCAGAUGCCUACUUCGUUAAAGUCAUUGUGCUGAGCGGCCUUUGCUCAAAUGACUGUCCUCGCAAGAUAACACCUUUUGGUGUGAAUCAACCUGGACCUUAUAUUAAGUAUACCACCGUCGAUGCCAAUGGAUACUUGAAAAAUGGGUCAGCUGGACAGCUGAGUCAGUCUGCACAUUUCGCCUUGCAGCUUCCAUACACCGUUUUAGGUUUGGGUCGGAGCGCUAAUUUUCUCGAUCAUUUAUACGUCGGCAUCCCUCGUCCCGCGGGGGAAAAGGCUACCAGAAAACAAGAAUGGACAGCCAUCAUCCCAAAUUCCCAGCUUAUUGUCAUCCCGUUCCCUCAUCACCUUCCUCGGAGCUGGAGCGCUAAGCUGUACCUGACCCCGAGUAACAUUGUACUGCUAACAGCAAUUGCCUUAAUUGGAGUUUGUGUCUUCAUUUUAGCCAUCAUUGGCAUACUGCACUGGCAAGAGAAGAAAGCAGAUGAUCGCGAGAAAAGGCAAGAAGCCCACCGGUUCCAUUUUGAUGCCAUGUGAUCAACCUUUAUAUCUCGAUGAAGGAAAUAACAUUCGAUCCAAACUAACCUACCGAAUCAUAUACAGACUGAAGGAAGCAUUGUGCUGUGUGGUAUUUGUAAAUGUUGAAAUGUUGUUGGGUUUUUUUUCCCUUUUUAAUUUAUUUGUAAAGCGAUAAGCCUCAAGCCCAUUUCAGAGGAUGGAUUGUAUAUAUUCUCCAUGAUCUUUUAUUUAACAAAUUCCUCUUUCCCUGUAGAUCCUACUUGUAUGCAUUCCAUUUUUCUCACUUUCUUUCCUUAUAACUGACUUUCCUGAAAACACAGUUCUACGUAAAUGCUUGGGCAGGAGGGGGGGUUGGACUAGAUGACCUACAAGGUCCCUUCCAACUCUGUUAAUCUGUAAGGACAAUUGAGUUUCUGUAAGGGUCUGUGAAUUGACGUUUCAAUGAGCAAACAAACAAAAACCCCAACCCUAGUGCCCCUUGAAUAAGUCUGAUUGUCAUUUAUCUCUGCAAAAUAUGACUUCCAUGUUUAUAAUUUAAUCCUCCAACAAACUGUCAGAUUGUUCUGAUUUUACUUGAAAUUUUUUGGAUUGUUUGUCUUAAUUUUUGUAUCCAAUCAAGUGCAAACAAAAGCUUAAUGUCAGAAGAUUAAAGCACCCUAAUAAUAUUGGAGUAAAGGCCGAUCGCAGAUCAGAAACAAAUCAACAUAAUGCAGUCUACCUUUUGAAAUUAUGCCAACCUAAAGUCAUCUGCAGGAUAUACCCCUUUACUUGUAGUUAUCAUGCAAUUAUCCUAAAUUUUAAUCAUGAAAACAGCCAAUAUGUAAAAAUAAAAAAU
Molecule: messenger RNA, 2752 nt
Organism: Pseudonaja textilis
Lineage: Eukaryota; Metazoa; Chordata; Lepidosauria; Squamata; Elapidae
Gene: ITFG1
Product: integrin alpha FG-GAP repeat containing 1
Cellular component (GO): plasma membrane
Source: RefSeq, a predicted model, not a curated record